GCGAGCACAAAAGGCUGAGACACGGCGCGCUGUCGUGUUAGAGGACGUUGGUGUGAUGCUGCUGAAGUGUUGGCUUUGGAUGACAGACAGGAGCAGCAGCAGCAGCAGCAGCACCACAAACACAAAGGCGCGCCGGCCGGAGCCUUUAGCCGUAGCCGAGAUGCUCGCCUCUUCUCCCGGAGCCUUUCUGCUCCUCAGCCGCCGAGCUAAUUAUAAACAUUUCGGGGGGAAACGUGUGGCAUACUGCGUGAGCCUUACCUCGGGUUUCUUUUCAGGCUUCUGUGUCGAGUAUGAGGGGAGUAAAACACAUUCGGAAUAAUAGCCUGUGUGAAUUUAUUAGAUGGAGAGAAAAAAUUAACCAUUUCGGUUCAGUUAACGGAAACGGAAACGAGGAGCUCCUUUCGGCACCAUCCACGUGUGUGAGAGCAGCGGCGAGAGAGAGACAUGAAGCGCCCGAAGUUAAAGAAGGCAAGCAAGCGCGUAUCCUGCGCGAAACGGUAUAAAAUCCAGAAAAAGGUCAAAGAACACCACAAAAAAUUGCGGAAAGAGGCAAAGAAAAGUGGAAUUAAAAAAAGGACCAAAAAAGACAUCGGUGUACCAAACAGUGCUCCUUUUAAAGAGGAGGUCCUAAAAGAAGCCGAGCAGAAAAAACAAGAGCUUGAAGAGCUGAAGGAAAAAAACAAACUAGCCAAGCAGAAGGAGCGAGCUGAGAAGAGAAAGAAAGGGAAAGAAACAGCUGGUGCAGAAGAGGAGCCCAAAACAAAGAAAGCUAAGAAGGCCGAAAAGGCAAAGGUUCAGAGGGAAGCGAGGGCAGCUGUUGCCAAGGAGAAGAGCACCAAGGCGUUCAGAUGCAGUGAGCUGAAAAAGGUUAUUGAAGCUUCUGAUGUCAUAUUGGAAGUUUUGGACGCAAGGGAUCCUAUGGGUUGCCGCUGUCCUCAACUGGAGGAGGCCGUGUUGAAACAUGAGGGGGGGAAAAGACUGUUCUUUGUACUAACAAAGAUAGAUCUUGUGCCCAGAGACAGUCUGCAGAAUUGGCUUGGAUAUCUUCAAGCAGAAUGUCCAACAUUUGUCUUCAAAUCAUCCACACGCCUACAGGAUAGAACUGUGCUGGAGAAGAAACAGGCUGAUGUGAAUGGAACAGUCGACCUCAGCAGAGCAGGAGCUUCCUAUGGCUGUAAUUCUCUGAUGCAGACACUUACUGACUUGGCCAGCAAGGGAGAUGGAGAGAGUAUGCUCAAAAUUGGCGUUGUUGGUUUUCCUAGUGUGGGAAAGAGCAGUAUCAUCAACACCCUGAAGGGUAGCAGGGCCUGUAUUGCUGGAGUACCACGAGGACUGACCAAAUGUAUGCAGGAAGUGCAUCUCUCUAAGAAGGUGAAAAUGAUUGACAGUCCAGCAAUAGUGGCAGCUCCAUGUAACUCUGGUGUCAAUAUGGCUUUGAGAAGCCUACAAAUAGAAGAAAAUGAGAAGAGUCCUCUAGAAGCAGUUAAGACUCUGCUGAGAGAGUGCAACCAGCGGCAGAUCAUGUUGGAGUACAGUGUCCCAAAUUACAGAAAUUCUCUGGAGUUUUUGAUCUUCUAUGCCAAAAAGCGAGGUUUCCUGCAGAAGGGGGCUGUGCCAAACACGGAGCAGGCUGCAGUUACGUUUCUCAAUGACUGGACAGGGGCUAAACUGAACUACUAUAGCAAAGUACCAGAGAGGCAAAGCCUUCCCCCAUACCUCACUGAAGCCAUGGUUACAGAGCUGCGGACGGGUCUGGACUUGGACAAAGUGAAGAUGGCCAAUGAGCAUAUUAUCACACGUAUUCGAUCCCCAUAUGCAUCCAGCAGCAUUCUGUUUAACUCAAAGGGCAUGACUGAUGGACUUCUGAGUUUCACUGAGGUUCCAGCUGAAACACCUGCCUCUGUAGAUGAGGAACAGCAGGAGGAGGACAUCAUAGAGGAAACAGAGGACGCAAAGCAGAUUGAGGACCCUGAGGAGGCAGAGACUCCUGACACACACACAGUACAGACUCAGAAAUCUCAACAGAAAAGCUCACGUAAGAGAACGAAAGGAAAGGCCAAGCCUGCGUUCGUCAACAUUGAUGUGUUGGCUUCACAGCAGAAGAGUGAUGAUGCUUAUGAUUUCAACACAGACUUUGUAUAAAAUGUCUCUCUAUUGAGAGAAUAGAUUUUUGUGCCCGUUUCAUUAUUGACUGGAACAGGUAUUGGUAAAAACAUUUUUCUGUCAGUCUGAUAUGAUGUAUAUAUGAUACAGAUGAUUAAAGUGGCAGCCAUUUCUGUUUAUA
Messenger RNA from Pygocentrus nattereri (red-bellied piranha), 2284 nucleotides. It is a transcript of the gene gnl3, whose product is annotated as guanine nucleotide binding protein-like 3 (nucleolar). The transcript has 15 exons. Gene Ontology annotation, cellular component: nucleolus. The coding region runs from base 445 to 2142 and encodes 565 amino acids. Lineage: Eukaryota; Metazoa; Chordata; Actinopteri; Characiformes; Serrasalmidae. The record is from RefSeq and is a predicted model, not a curated record. Gene Ontology annotation, molecular function: GTP binding.